This is a messenger RNA of Cryptotermes secundus, 5293 nucleotides long. RefSeq names its product C-Jun-amino-terminal kinase-interacting protein 4 (gene syd). Gene Ontology annotation, molecular function: kinesin binding; signaling receptor complex adaptor activity; JUN kinase binding. The transcript is spliced from 27 exons. The record is from RefSeq and is a predicted model, not a curated record. Gene Ontology annotation, biological process: vesicle-mediated transport. Bases 512 to 4363 code for a protein of 1283 amino acids. Gene Ontology annotation, cellular component: cytoplasm. Lineage: Eukaryota; Metazoa; Arthropoda; Insecta; Blattodea; Kalotermitidae.
UGGGAAGUGUGGCUGGUUACAUGUCUCAGCUGAAGUCUGCAAGAGUUUACUUCUUGUUAUGCAAUGCAUUGGAGGCGUACAACCGAGGCCAUACGGCUUUUCUACUUUAUUUUCUCUGCUCCAGAAGUUGCACCAUUGGCCUCGUAGCUAUCAGGUGUAGAACUAUACGUCUAGGAAGGUUUCCUUUCGCAGUAUGUGUAGAACGUGUAGAAGAUGUGAUUAAGUAAUAUUUGUUAACAUAUACAACACACGUCACUAGACUCAAAAUGUGAUGGGUGAUUUAGGUGGCAGGAUAUUUUAUGCUUUCAAUUUUUAUUCAGUGGCGGCGCAAAGGUCGCGAAAGGGGGGGGGGGAAAUGUUUUUUUUUUGUAGGGGGGUACACGGGGAAAAUGUCAGCUGCACGGUUGGAAGUUGCGUAUAAGCGACAUGGCACAGAAUUGUAGUAGUGUUGUAAUGGAUAGUGCUGAAGAUCGGUUUACUCAUUUGAAAUAGUAAUUAGUGUAUUUGAAACAUGAUGGAAAUUGAGCAAGAAACUGUAUAUGGGACACACGAAGAUUCCCAUGUUGUUAUGUCAGAAAAGGUUCAGUCUUUGGCUGGCAGUAUAUACCAGGAAUUUGAAAAAAUGAUAGCGAAGUAUGAUGAAGACGUAGUAAAGGACUUAAUGCCUCUAGUGGUCAAUGUAUUAGAGUGUCUAGACUUGUCCUACACCGAGAAUCAAGAACAUGAAGUUGAGCUUGAGUUGUUGAGGGAGGACAAUGAACAGCUGGUUACUCAGUAUGAAAGAGAAAAACAGUUAAGGAAAACGUCGGAGCAGAAAUUACUGGAACUUGAGGAUGCUGGUGAAGACGAAAGGAAAGAACUACAUGGAAAAAUUGAAAGUCUUGAGUCAAUUGUGAGAAUGUUGGAGCUGAAAUCAAAAAAUUCUUCUGACCAUGUGUAUCGAUUGGAGGAGAAGGAGCAGGAACAGAAACGAGAAUAUGCCAAACUCCACGAGCGUUAUACAGAGUUGUUCAAGACUCACAUGGACUAUAUGGAACGCACCAAAAUUCUGAUGGGCAGUGCAGAACGAUUGGAAGGUGCAGCACGUGGACGGUUACCUGCAGUGAACCUUGCGCAGCUCAAUAGAUCGUCUGGUCCCGUUUCCUUUGGGUUCACCUCACUUGAGGCUGGGCUGAGAUCAGUAACAAGUCCUGCAGAAUAUGUGGGGCCAGCAUCUCCUCCUGACAGCAACCACUCGAAUACCAGUCUGCGAAAUGAGCUGCAGGAGAUGCAGGUGGGCACAGAAUCCUCUCAAAAUGUAGAUGAGCAACAGAACAAGAGCAGAGGAACAUCUGAGAAAGGUCAGCUGACAGAUGCCAUUUCAACAGAACAUCGUGGCACAAUCACAAGAAGUGGAUGGGUUGAUGGAUUGAGCCCUGAUACUAAGGACUCUACACCAGAACUUGAGGAUGUGGAGGAGCUUACAACAACUAUUGUAUCACCACUUGGAAGAAGCAAAACGAAAAAAGAACAGAGGAGUGGCAACACACUGUAUCAAGAAUUAAGUUUCCAGGAUGCUGAAGCUCUUGGAGAAAUGGAUGAAGGAGCUGAUAUCACAGGAAGUUGGGUUCACCCAGGAGAAUAUGCCUCAUCGGUAAAUGACAACUUCUUUGGCAUGGGUAAGGAGGUGGAGAAUCUCAUCAUGGAGAACAAUGAGCUGCUUGCCACCAAAAAUGCUCUGAAUAUUGUGAAAGAUGAUCUGAUUGUCAAGGUGGAUGAGCUCACAAGUGAACAAGAAAUUUUGCGAGAGGAAAUCAAGUCACUAUGUGCUCUAAAGGGCCGACUUGGGCAGCGAAUUCAAGAGCUGGAAGAAGAGCUGAAAAGAGUCCGUGAAGAGGCUGAGCAGACGGCCAAGGCUUCCAAAUCUGAUGAUGAACAGGAAGAUGUCCCAAUGGCACAGAGGAAGCGGUUUACGAGGGUAGAAAUGGCGCGAGUAUUAAUGGAAAGAAAUCAAUAUAAGGAGCGAUUUAUGGAACUGCAAGAAGCAGUUCGCUGGACAGAGAUGAUCCGAGCCAGCCGGAAUGAUCCCACAUUAGAUAAGAAAAGCAAGCAAAGCAUAUGGAAGUUUUUCAGCAACCUGUUCAGCACAAGUGAACGACCGCAACGCAAGCCCCUACCUCAUGUUAAUGUGCGCUACAAUGCACCUACACAUCUUGUGAGCCCAGCACUUGACACGAUGAGGAAACGCUCUCUCAAUGAUCGAAAACGUGGUUUUGACUUCAUGGAUGGCGAACUAUCAUCAGAGAAGCUUGCUGCUCGCCGUGCAACUGAGAGACGAGAACAGUAUCGACAGGUUAGAGCCCAUGUCCGCAAGGAUGAUGGACGUUUGCAGGCAUACGGAUGGAGUUUGCCUGCCAAGGUGCCUGGGACUGCAGGUCCAGUUGCACAGGGAACCAACGCAAGCCGACAACUCACUGCAAGCACAAGCCAGGUUCCAGUGCCAGUACCUGUGUACUGCCGCCCUUUGGCAGAAAAGGAGCCAGGCAUGAAAAUAUGGUGUGCAGCAGGGGUGAACCUACAAGGGGGUCGUACACAUGAUGGUGGUAGUAUUGUGGGUGCAAGUGUGUUCUAUACCACAAGUCGAUCUGAGGGUGAGGAAAAGGGUGAAGGAGAAAUGCCAGAGAAGACGACUUGCACUGAGGUGGACAAGUUGGACAGAGAACUGAAGAAAGGUGAGAAAGAGAGUCGUGAAAGCCAGGAACUGGAAACACAGCUCUCCAGUCUAGUGUGGAUUUGUACAAGUACUCAUGCAGCAAGCAAAGUGACUGUUAUUGAUGCCAACAAUCCAGCAGACAUCUUGGAGUCGUUCAGUGUGUGCAGUUCGCACCUCCUCUGUAUCGCAAGUGUGCCAGGGGCACAGGAAAGUGAUUACACAAGGUCUGAUGUUGACUAUGUGGAACUAAACAACAAAGAGGUGACAGAACAACAAGAGAAAGAAAAAGGAAGUGAAAGUGCCAAUGUCAUAGCAGGGAACGAAGAACAAGAUGAGGAUCUGGGUGAUCAGGAGUCCAACAUUGGCAAAAUUUCAUUUGUGAGUUGUGCAACAGGAAGUAGUCAUCCUAAAAGUGACACUUCAACCAACAAAGAAUUUGACUCUAUGGAGACAGCAGCUCCAGUACGGCGUCUGGUGAAGGAAGUUACUGGUGUUGUACGGGAUGGACUUUCACAGCUCCCAGUAGAAAAUGAUGUGCUGUAUGAAGAGGUAGAGAAGAUGAGCAGUGUGUUGCCAACCAUAUGGUUGGGCUCCCAGAAUGGAAAUAUCUAUGUCCAUUCUGGCCUUUCUCAGUGGCGUCGGUGUUUGCACUCAGUACGCCUCAAGGACUCUGUACUCAGCAUAGUUCACGUUGGUGGGCGUGUAUUGGCAGCGCUUGCAGAUGGAUCAGUAGCUGUAUUCUGCCGAGGUCCUGAUGGUCAGUGGGACUUAGGAAGUUAUCAUUUAGUUGACCUUGGUCGGCCCCAUCACUCCAUUCGAUGCAUGGUGACUGUCCAUGGAAGAGUGUGGUGCGGCUACAGAAACAAAAUUCAUGUAUUACACCCAAGAAGUUUACAGGUGGAGAAGUCCUUGGAUGCUCAUCCACGACGUGAGAGCCAGGUUCGACAAAUGGCCUGGCUUGGAGAUGGUGUGUGGGUAUCAAUCCGAUUAGACUCCACGCUAAGGCUGUAUCAUGCUCACACAUACCAACACCUCCAGGAUGUGGACAUUGAACCUUAUGUCAGUAAAAUGCUAGCAGUGUUUCCUGGAGGUACAGGGAAGCUGGGAUUCUCCUUUGUGCGGAUCACAGCAUUACUCAUUUCUUCCAGUCGCCUGUGGAUUGGAACCGGCAAUGGAGUUAUUAUUUCAGUUCCUCUUUCUGAAAGUGCCGGAGCAAGAAAUGUGAGUAACAACCCACAAGGAGCCCACAGAAGUAUGCCUGGUGGAGUGGUACGUGUAUAUACUGACAGCUCAGGUAGCAAACUGACUCCUGGCAGCUUUAUCCCAUACUGCUCCAUGGCACAGGCACAGCUUUCAUUUCAUGGUCAUCGAGAUGCUGUCAAGUUCUUUGUUGCUGUUCCAGGUUGUGGUGGUCUGUCAGCAGCAACUAGUGAGACACCUCUUAUAGAGAACAUGGAAUUGGAGGCACUGGAAACAAAGAAGCCUGCAGCCAUGUUAGUAAUGUCUGGUGGGGAGGGUUACAUCGAUUUCCGUAUCGGUGACGGGGAAGAAGAUGAGGUGGGGGGUGAAACAGAGCCGAUGGCAAGUUCUCAACAACAUGAGCAGCAGGAUGGAGAAUCAAGGGGCGAGCGCAGCCAUCUUAUUGUCUGGCAGGUCACAAUGCAAGACUGAAAUGCUGAAUUGCAUGACCACAAGAGCCAUGCAAACAUUAAUUUAGUUUUAUUCUGCACUUAACAUGUUGAAAGUCAUCAGUAGGAUUCAGGAGCUUCAUUUAUAACCAGAAUGCAUAUUUAUUCAUCAUACUGCAGUUUCUAAGCAGUUCCUCAUCACUUGUAGCAGUGAGUUACUACAGAAUUGAGGUCAUUGUAAAAAUAGAAGUUACAGAGUAAGUUGUAUGGGUAAGAAUCAGACAACAUCUGGGGAUCACUGUUGAUACAUUUACCAGGUAUAUCAAAAGCCUAGGUUAGAUGUUUGUUUGAGAAUCACAUGGUGAUGCAAAAUCUGAAAAUGUUCAAACAUCCAUAUAUACACAUACUUCUUUUUACAUUUACAUUUCGAAGCAAAAUUGAGUCUGGUCCACAUUAUCAGUCUGUAUGCCUAUACUAAGGAGGACAUUUGUGAUACAUAUAGAAAAUAUAAAUUAUCUGUUUUAACUGUAAAUUACAGUUUCAGUUUUGUAGAAAGUGGUCCACAUUAUCAGUCUGUAUGCAUAUACUAAGACAGACAUAUGUGAUACGUACAGAAAAUAUAAUUUAUCUGUUUAACUGUAAAUUACAGUUUCAAUUUUGUAUAAAUCCUUUGAACCACAUAUUUAUGAAGUACCUUUUACAGAUUUUGGCUUGGUUUGAGUUUGUGGCAUAUUAAUGUUACCAUUUUGAUAUAUUUUGCAGACUCCCUCAGGUAUCAGGCCUCAACAGAUUUACUGAAAUCAGUGGCAUGCCCUGGACAAUGUAGUGACAAGAAAUAUUCCAACAAAAGCACCAAAGUACUUCUACAAAUACAAUUCAGUAAUGGUGAAAGUGCAAAACAGUAUUUGAUUUGUUUCAUUCUGGUUCGUCACACUAACAAAUUACAAAGACAAAACAACUCUGUCCAGUGUGA